UUCCUUUAUUGUUUAUUCUAGGUCAAACGAUGCAAUUAUUCAUUUUUAAAACUAUUAUUCAAGUGUUAACAUUACGUUAAAUUUACGAGCUCGAAAAAUUUACUAACAAUUAAAAGUUAAUAAUCAAAAAUCAACAAUUGAAAAUUUAAAUAAUUAAAUUCUUUGAGUAAAAAAAAAAAGUAUAAAAAAUGUCAUUACAUUGCAAUCCAUUAAUUUAUUUAAAUAUGGGGGGUGAAAUGUUAUAUGUUUUGCAACAAAGAUUGAAAGCGCAAAAAAUUAACACACGUAAAACAACAACAGUAAUGGAUGAGAUAACAGCAGCAUUAGUGCAUCCAAAAAUAUUAUCAACGAUUUUCAAUGACGCGCCGAUUUCGAGCUUAAGUUGGAUGCGAUCGACGUUAGAAAAUAUCGCGUUGUGUUCAAUAAUGCGAUUAGACGCUGAUAGUAUGAAUAAAUUAUUCGAUUUAAUGAUGAUGAUGGUCAAGUAUCAGCUGUCAGUUGCCACUGGACCAAGAGAAGUUGUUCUGUUGACGAUGAAUCACGUCGACUCAUUUCGGAAUAUGGUCACGCGCAGUGGGACACAUGAAAGAAUUGCUGUCGUUCAUGAAAUGAUAAUUAAAAAAUAUGGGAAGUUGACUUAUGACGAAAUAUGGCAGGCGAGGAAUGAAUGCUUGGAUUUACUGUGCGGCAUUAAUGUGCGGGUGUCUAUUCUACUGAAAUUGGGAUUGCAAAAUGAGGAUACUACUUUCAAUAAUCAUCCACGUAAUUACAAUGAAAAAUUUGAGUCAAAACGCGAUGAACUGGGAGCUAUUAAAUUAGUGGAUACACCUCAGGCUCAUAGAGUUGGAUCCUUCCAACUGCUGGGUGACCGUGUCACGUUUUUGGGAAAAAAUAUAUACACAAUGAACUUUACAUUUGUAAUAAGCAAACCGCAACAAUUGAUGCCUACUAAAAGCAGAGACAAAUUGUUUGUCAAAGACAAAGGAACAAAAGCUGAACUUGGAAUGCUGGCAAUGCAGUUGGGUACUGAAGAUACAUCCUCAUCAACAAGGACAUUCAGUCUUGACCUCUUUGAUGACAUUGACGUCAAAACCGAUGAUGACACCGAAAAAAGUGACCCCAAAGAUCCCGCAGCGAAUCAAAAUAACGAAAACAAUGACAAGAUAAAUACAAACGAUGACUAUAAGAACAAAUUGGAAAAUAUCUGUUCUGAUUUUUUGACCACCGAAGAUAAGAUAGACAACAAAUUAAAUCUUUUACAGCUUCUUGAUGAGGCCAAUUAAUCUAUUAUAAUAAUUAUCAUUCAUUUAAAUAUUUAAGUACACAAUUGAUUUGUAAGUGUGAUAAAAUUUUAUUUUUUAUUGUAAAAAAAAGAAAACAAAUAUAUUUA
Microplitis mediator is the source of this 1390-nucleotide messenger RNA. It is a transcript of the gene OSCP1, whose product is annotated as protein OSCP1. The record is from RefSeq and is a predicted model, not a curated record. Gene Ontology annotation, cellular component: cytoplasm; plasma membrane. Lineage: Eukaryota; Metazoa; Arthropoda; Insecta; Hymenoptera; Braconidae. Gene Ontology annotation, biological process: transport. Bases 189 to 1283 code for a protein of 364 amino acids. The transcript is spliced from 4 exons.